This is a messenger RNA of Lacerta agilis (Sand lizard), 477 nucleotides long. RefSeq names its product cytochrome c oxidase subunit 6B1-like. Gene Ontology annotation, cellular component: respiratory chain complex IV; mitochondrion. The transcript has a single exon. Lineage: Eukaryota; Metazoa; Chordata; Lepidosauria; Squamata; Lacertidae. The record is from RefSeq and is a predicted model, not a curated record. Bases 80 to 295 code for a protein of 71 amino acids.
CGCGGCCGGUCUCCGGGUGAAAGUCACUUUGAGGGAAGAGCCUUGAGUGCCGCUGCUGCCGUUGCUGAGAGAAGAGAACAUGUCUGAAAGCAUAAAGGAAAAGCUGGAAAAUUACAAAACGGCUCCGUUUGACAGUCGGUUCCCCAAUCAAAACCAAACCCGGAACUGCUGGCAGAAUUAUAUUGAUUUCCACCGCUGUGAGAAAGCCAUGAAAGCCAAGGGAGGAGACCCUUAUGUCUGCCAGUGGUACAAAAGAGUGUACACGUCCCUUUGCCCCGUUUCUUGGCUGGGAUGAACGCAUAGAAGAGGGGACUUUUCCUGGCAAGAUCUGAUUGUCUUGCCCCUGCCAGUUGCUCCCUUUCUCAUGACAAUGCUGUGCUGCUGAGGUCCCCCACACCAAAAUGCAGUGACUGAAGGAUAGUCUGAAAUAAUGCUUUUUCUUGGUCAUGCUGACUUGAGCGUCCAACGUCAUGUGAC